Molecule: messenger RNA, 3043 nt
Organism: Spinacia oleracea (spinach)
Lineage: Eukaryota; Viridiplantae; Streptophyta; Magnoliopsida; Caryophyllales; Amaranthaceae
Exons: 7
Coding region: 169-1062 (297 amino acids)
Source: RefSeq, a predicted model, not a curated record
AACAAAUCACAGCAUGCCAUCUCGUCGAGCUCGAAUAGAAUACACCAUACCAUUAUCGAAGACCUCUUUGACACUGUUGUUGUCCAAGAACAGCAUAACCGCUCUGUAAAUAGAAACUGGAGUAUCAAUGGUGUUUCUGUAGCUUUGCCCAGAAAAAAAGAAGCGCAAAUGAGGAAAUUUCAAACUCUGCUAAAAUUAACAAGGAGAUCUCAACUCCCUCCAUCACAAAAACCCUUCUCUUUCCAUUCAACUUUUAAACCCCUCAAACUCUUAAUCCCUUCCCUUAAACCCUCCACCCUUCCUCCCCAUUUUCUUUUUCAACACAAAAUUUCCGCACUUUCUUCUGAAAAUCUUCGUUCUUUCAGCACUUCUGGAGCUUCUGAUGACACUGUUAAAGAUGAAUACCCAUAUGAGACUGAACAAGAUUUAGUAGUUGAGGAUUGGGAGGAAGAGGAUGACAGUGAUCCUGAGAUUGGUGACGGAGGGGCAGGCGGUGGAAUUGUGCUUCAAAAUGUCCCUUGGGGUGAAAAAGUUUUGUCUAUUGCACAUGAUGUUUUGCAACAAUAUGGUGAUGACAUAAAAUUGUUCUCUUUCAAGACUACACCUAGUGGCUAUGUUUAUGUCAGACUUGACGAUCUCUCCAAUGAGUAUGGCUGCCCCAGCAUGGAGUUAGUUGAAAGUUAUAGUCGGGAAUACAGGAAGCGUUUGGAGGAAGAAGAAUCAAAGGGAGAGAUACCAAAUCUUGCUCUUGGGGUAUCCUCUCCGGGUGCAGAACGUCUACUAAAAGUUCCAGAGGAUCUGCAUAGAUUCAAAGAUUUUCCAAUGGUGGUAUCCUAUGUUGAAGGAGAUACUACUGAAGCCAAAUCUCAGGAGAAAACUGGGUAUUUUGUAGUUGAUUCUAUUGAAACAGAAUCAGAGCAUUGUGUUUGGAAACUGGCUGAUAUUAAGGAAAAUAGGGACCCUGCAAGCAAAGGAAGGCCAAUGAGUCGUAAGAGAAAAGAUUGGAGAUUGAAGCUUCCAUAUUCAAUGCUGAAGAAAGUGGCAUUGUACCUCGACUCUUGAUUGUUAAAACAAAGUGUUUAUCUUGCAGUGUUGCCAACUUCUUUGUUUCGUCCGAACAUUUUGGUAUAUGGAAAAAUAUUAGGGUUUGCUAUUAUAGCUGCGACUGCGAGUUUCUAGUACAAGAAAAUUAACAAAAGAACGAGUAAAGCUAAAAUGAUUCUUCAGCAAAGGUGCAUGUUUCAGUUAUCCAGGUAAAAAGCACAAGUUUUCUCCCAAAUAUCCCAAAAAAUUGACUGGUUCUCCCAGAAAAGAAAGGGAAGAAGAAGACAGCAUUAUAUUAGUUCAACUAGGUUAGAUCCCGUGCAACGCACGGAUGAGACUAAAUAAUUUUUUUCUCUAUUCUGACUAAUUUAUUCAAAAUAUUUUUUUAAUAAAACAAAAUCAUAUCAAAUUUUAUCAUGGGUUGUCGGAAAAUUAGAGAAAAUUAUUAUUUUAUUCGAAUUAUAAAGUGAUUAGUGCAAUCUCAGGUGAUUAGGGUUUCGACAAAAAAUGCUUAAAUUGGGCAAAAAAAAAAACUUAUAAUACCUUUAUCAGGUAAUCGUUUCUUUUAAAAUUGAAUGAUAUCCAUAAUAGUAAUCAUACCCGUAUCUGUUACAUAAAAUGGAAGAAAAUAAUAAUAAAAAAUGCUUGUUUGGAUAUGGACAUAUAAUUACACCUUGUUUUUGUAAAAGUAUUGAAUGUAAGCUAAGAGUAUAAUUAGUAUUUUUUUGAAAAAGGUUUUUGAAAAUCAAAAUAUUACAUGCAAUUACGGAGUAGCAACUUACUACUUAUAUUAUAAAAACAAUAAUAUCAUAAAAUUGGGAUUUUUCUAUUGUUGACAUAUAUUUUUUAGUAUUAAUAUAUUAUGUUAGAUUCUUACCAUAAACACAUGAUAUCAUAAUUUUUUUAAAAAAUAAGAUAAAAAUUAUGAAAAUAGAUAUUUUAAAAGAUUCUUUAUUUUAAAUUUUAUUUUAAAAAAAACUAAGGACACCCCAAGAGAUGACAAAUGUCAUUCCUGGUGUGUCUUUUAGUAUAUAGUAAGUAUUGAUUAAUCCAAUUUUGGUAUUUUCUUAAAUGAACCUGGUUCACCUAUAAGAGGAAGGUGAAUCUCUUACCCUUUUCAUUCACGCGUGUGAAUGAAAGAAGCCCAAUUUAAUUUAGUUCUUGCUUCCUCAUUCACGCCAAUAUUUUCUCUCUCCUCAUUCUCUCCAUCUUCUUCUUCUCUCUCCUCGUUCUCUCGAGCUUCAUCGCAAAAUUGUUUCUUCAAUUUAUCUCUGCACUUUCAAGCUUCAAUUUGUCUCUCCUCCAUUAUCAAUAGCGCAAAAAACCAAGGGAGGUACUUCAGUUGGAGGUCGCAUAGGCCUCCGUAAUUCACCUACUCGAAUCGAACAUUCAGAUAAUGACCAGCAGUGGUUCAUCAACAAGUCCAUAAACCAGGGAACCCACACUUGAAAAAGAAGCAAAAGGCUGUGAAAGUUCAGGAAGAGGCCACCACGUUUGGUGCCACCGUUAUUUCUACAACAAAGCGCAAGCGAGGUGGUGAUGGUGGCCCUGGUUGGUGAUCUUGAAACAAAAAAAGUUGAUGCGGAGACGAUAUAUACCUGCUGAAUGUGAAUGUAGGAGGCUUGAGGAGAAAUCAAAGUAGAAUUAUAAACACUCCAAUAAUGGAUGGCAGAUUUGCAUAAUCAAAUUAUUUUUAUAAGCUUAAAUUUUACAAGAUUAUAAACAGUUAUCACUGUUUUUAUUUUUGUUUUUCUGGAAAAGGAAAAUUUCCUUAAUGUUAGAAACUUUUUAUCAACUUCAUGCCAACUUUGAGCUAUUCCUCAAGAACCUGAGGUAUAAUUGUAGUUUAGAAGUUGAUCCGAGAGUAGACUCAAUUCACUCGGUUUGCCUUGUGCUAUAAGUGUUUGUACAGGAAAAGAUGCAAAAAUCUUUAUAGUUUUCAUUGCCAUAAACAACAAGGCAGUAAUUUAAAGACAGAACUUGAUAGUAUCGUCAUUCA